This is a messenger RNA of Orussus abietinus, 1866 nucleotides long. RefSeq names its product E3 ubiquitin-protein ligase KCMF1. Lineage: Eukaryota; Metazoa; Arthropoda; Insecta; Hymenoptera; Orussidae. The transcript has 8 exons. The record is from RefSeq and is a predicted model, not a curated record. Gene Ontology annotation, cellular component: plasma membrane. Gene Ontology annotation, molecular function: zinc ion binding. Bases 214 to 1782 code for a protein of 522 amino acids. Gene Ontology annotation, biological process: synaptic signaling.
UCUAGUGUGACGUCACGGUAGCCUAGUUGGGUUAGGUUUUACGCUGGAAAUUGUAAGGAAAAAUUUUUUGUUUGACGAUUAAUGUUUUCCCCAUCGCAUCUGCCGAAGUGACCAACGCCGAGAGCCCGCACUGUGUGUAUCGACAUUCGUAUUCCGUGAAUCGUGCAACCGCGAGGCCCCAAGUAUCGGCGUAUAUGAGAUUCUAAACGGAAAAUGAGUCGACAUGAAGGGGUAAGCUGUGACUCCUGUCUUAAGGGAAAUUUUCGGGGUCGCAGAUACAAGUGCCUGGUGUGCUACGAUUAUGAUUUGUGCGCCAGUUGUUACGAGGCAGGUGCCAGCACUACACGUCACCUUACAGAUCAUCCUAUGCAGUGCAUACUUACUAGAUCUGAUUUUGAAUUAUACUAUGGUGGCGAAGGCGUGAGUGUCGAGCAGCCGCAGUCACUGACUUGUCCUUACUGCACGAAAAUGGGAUUCACAGAGACUACAUUACAGGAACACAUUGCUGCAGAUCACCCAGAUACAUCCUUUGAAGUGGUUUGUCCAGUAUGUGCUUCUCUGCCAGGUGGUGAUCCAAACCACGUGACCGAUGAUUUUGCUGGUCAUUUAACUUUGGAACACAGAAACGGACAAAGGGACCUGAUGUCAUUUCUUGAUGACCCGGUAGCUAGCCGCCAACCACUUCGGCGGAUACCAGCUCCAUCUCGAGGUGUUGGUGGGCCCAGGACCCGAAGGUCCAACAUGCAUUUCAGCUCGUCGGGAGGCUUGAGUCCAAGUAGUCGAGAAGGUAUAGACCCAAUAGCGGAGCUAUUAUCUCAGCUGUCAGGGGUGCGUAGAACAGGUGGUGGUACUGGACAGGGUUCGUCGGCGCCGACGCAAUUGCAUCAAUUACAGAUGCAGUUACAACUCGAACGUCAACAAGUUAGGGCUGCCAGGCACCAGUUAGAACGAAUGCCAGGAAGAAGACAAACCCAGGUUAUCGGAUCGGUGAGUGGUAGCGGUGGUGCUGGUGGCAGUGGUCAUUCUGCUACUAUGUCCAGCGUGGUGGCCAAUAAUGCAGCUAGUAAUAAUAAUGCAACCAACGCUACCAACCCGUCCGGUGUUUCGUCUGCCAAUUCGCAGCAAUUCUUGCUACCAAGAUGUAUCACGACUACGUUAACCGAAUCCCAACUGCAGAGCAUAGAACGCGAGAGUGCUAACAGGAGCCAGUUUGUGCGGGCGCUCGUUAUCGGAACACUUUCGCAGCCGCUACCGGAAUUGACGCAGCAAUUGACUGCGCAAACGCCGGCGUCUAGUGCGACGACCGCGAGUACCACCCCGGAGACACCUAACGCGAACGCUUCCGUGGCACCGGCGAAAAAGCAGAAUGCCACCCAGGAGCCGAAAAGGGAUCAAACCAGCACGAACAAGGCGGUCGUGCAGACCAGUGCGCAGCAGCAACAGCAGCAGCACGUGUUGCAGUCCGCCAUUGGAGGCGUAGGAGGUGGCCUGCAAAGCCAAGGUCUACCUCCGAAUCCAAACAGCAUUACGGCGCAGAAUACACCCAUGGUCCAGACACUGAUGCACAGUGUAUUACCACAGCCAUUGGUAUUGCAGCAGCCACUGCCUCCACCCAUAAGGAAUACCGGAACCGGAACCAUCCGAGAGCCGAUGGCAGCCCCGGCGCCUGCCUACCUCAGGGGCGGAGUCGGCCCCGUCGGAGUAACGGGCACCUCGCGUAGGAAGCCGGUCAGGGCCGUAGACGGGAGAAACCAAUCUACGGAGCCUCCUCCCCCGCACUAACCCCUUCCCUGCCCGCGUCCACCCACAGGCCCCUAGCACUAGUCCUAGCACUGUUUAGAACACCUCAUCAUUAUUGUUAUUAUU